AUGUUUGGCGGACUGGUAAACUGUGUAGGUCUCGUGCACGCCGUACUUCUCGAGAGGUAUCACGAGGUAGCGGCUCUGACGUCAUGGGCAGGUGCGCUUCAUUCCGCAUUGUUCAUGCUUGGAGCACCAUUGUCGAGUGUCGUUAUUGACCGCUUUGACUGCCGAACAGCAAUGGUGACUUCCGGUUUUCUGCUUACUGCUGGGAACUUGGCCACGGCAUUCGCAGACAACAUCUACGUCGCCAUAGUUACCUAUGGCAUUAUUUGUGGCCUUGGACUAACACUUGCUAUGUCAGCGUCAUAUGUGACCAUUGCUUUCCACUUCAAAGAGAAGAGCACUAAUCUUGCUCAAGGAGUAAUUCUUGUCGGUGUCGGAUUCGGAACUCUUGCCUGCUCCUUUCUAUUACAAGUGUCACGUGAUCACUACGGCAUCGCGGGAAUGUUCAUUAUUAUGGCGGGGAUUUCUGCGAACAUUGUUACAUGUGCAUACAUUCAACAUAGCGGCUUUACAGCAAUGCAGUCUACAUUUAUAGUGUCUUUGACAGGAAUAGUCAGUAUACCGAGUAGAUUACUGACAGGGGUGUUAGCAAAUUUUUCGGCCGUCAAUGAAGUAUACAUAUACAGUGUGACAAUAUGCCUUCUGGGUAUUGCCACAUGUCUUUAUCCGCUUAUGGCCAACGUCUACAGCGGGCAUGUGGUGUAUGGAACUCUGGUUGGAAUGUUAUACGGGUGCUGUCACGUGGUUGUGGUUGCUAUCAAUAGAAGAUUUGUCAGUACCCACUUUAUCUCGGCAGCUUUGGGCGUUGUACACUUCGGCAAUGGAUUAGGCUCUGUUUUAGGUCCAAUUGUAGGAGGAAUUGUUCUCGACAGCGGGUUGACUUAUACCCACAGUAUGUUUAUUGCAGAAAGAGCUUUAUUCACUUUCGACUCUCCGUUUUUCGAGUCAUCCGUGUUCAUAGCCGCUGACGUACUAGCUAUCCAAUCAGAUAUCCAUACGUGUUUUUCAUUUGACAAGACCAUAUCCGUGGUUGCCCUUAACAACCGCUGA
Molecule: messenger RNA, 1047 nt
Organism: Mya arenaria
Lineage: Eukaryota; Metazoa; Mollusca; Bivalvia; Myida; Myidae
Product: monocarboxylate transporter 9-like
Exons: 6
Coding region: 1-1047 (348 amino acids)
Biological process (GO): transmembrane transport; monocarboxylic acid transport
Molecular function (GO): monocarboxylic acid transmembrane transporter activity
Source: RefSeq, a predicted model, not a curated record